CUUUCAAGUGUCUCUUCUCCUCAUCAGCUAAAGUAGGCGGGGCCUCGUCCGACUGCACACUGACACCUGCCUGCCUGUCUGUCUGUCUGUCUGUCUGCCCGGGCAACACCUGGCAGACAAGACCAGGGGGCGGAGCGUGUAUUCUGGCCAGCGCAUGCUCCGCUGUCAUCUUGUUGCAACUCUUGUUAAAAACAAGGACCCUCCUCCUCCUCCUCCUCCUCCUCACCACUAACACUACAACUAGCAGAUCAGGACUCAGACACGGACUCUCUCAGCUGGAUCUUCUUUUGCUGGUCCUGCACUUGUUUCUCUGCUCUGUGAUCGGAUUAGAAAUGCCUCGCUCCUUCUUGGUGAAGAGUAAGAGGGCGCACAGUUACCACCAGCCCCGCAACUUAGAGGAAGACUACAGCAGCAGACUGGACUCGAUUCUGGCGCACAUCUGCUCAGAGGCGGAGAAACUCCCGGCUGACACUGACAUGACUGCAGACAGCUGCGGCUUCUCGCAGGACUUUUCCCCGCUGUCUCCGCUCAGCUGCGGCAGCAGUGAGUGCGCUGCUUCCCCGGACUACGAGGAUUUCUGGAGGCCUCCGUCUCCAUCUGCGUCACCGGACACUCAGUCAUUCACAGUUCCCUUGUUCCGGCCUUACGCGUGGAGCAGCUUCGUGGAGGAGCGGCCAGGCCUCAGGAGAAGAACUCCCAGUCCUCCUUCUCUUCCUGCGCCUCUGGUCCUGCAACACAGUCUGCUGGAGACCGGGCUGCAGGAGGCUUUGGCGGACAGAAGAAGCCCGACAGCAGCCGCAGCAGUGAUGGCAACGUUUUUCAGAGAGCGUCAGAGUGCUGCUCUGUUCUCUGCCGAGCACUUCAUGAGGGAGCAGCAGGAGCAGCAGCAGCAGCAGCAGCAGCAGGAGCAGGAGAAGGAGGUGUAUGGAGGAGACUUCAGGAGGAGACAGGCCGCCGCCGCAGCAGCAGCUGCCGCUCUGCUGUUUCCAGACCGAGGCCUGAACCAGAGCGGCUGCAGAGUGAAGACUCAGACUGAGCUGCUGUGCCCCAGUCUGAUGCUGAGUGGAGUUUACAAGUGCAUCAAGUGCAGCAAGGUGUUUUCGACUCCGCACGGUUUGGAAGUUCAUGUCCGCAGAUCACACAGCGGCACGAGGCCGUUUGCGUGCGAAAUAUGCGGCAAAACCUUCGGUCACGCAGUGAGUUUGGAGCAGCACAAAGUCGUGCACUCGCAGGAGAGAAGUUUCGACUGCAAAAUCUGCGGUAAAAGUUUCAAGCGCUCCUCCACUCUGUCCACACACCUGCUCAUUCACACCGACACUCGGCCGUACCCGUGUCAGUUCUGCGGGAAGAGAUUCCACCAGAAAUCUGACAUGAAGAAGCACACGUUCAUCCACACAGGUGAGAAGCCGCACAAGUGCCAGGUUUGCGGCAAAGCUUUCAGCCAGAGCUCGAACCUCAUUACGCACAGCAGGAAACACACGGGGUACAAACCGUUCGGCUGUGACCUGUGCGGCAAAGGUUUCCAGAGGAAGGUGGACCUGAGGAGACACAAGGAGACGCAGCACGGACUCAAAUAAUCCCACAUUUCCCGCAACAUGAAGGCGUUUCAAUCCCUGGGACAAUUAUUGUGAUCAUCUGCAGAGUCUAAAACCACAAUGAGAAAAUAUACUAUUAUUAUUAUUAUUAUUAUUAUUAUG
Solea senegalensis (Senegalese sole) is the source of this 1697-nucleotide messenger RNA. Its product is annotated as zinc finger protein Gfi-1-like. Gene Ontology annotation, cellular component: nucleus. The transcript is spliced from 6 exons. Bases 333 to 1577 code for a protein of 414 amino acids. NCBI's taxonomy places the organism in Eukaryota, Metazoa, Chordata, Actinopteri, Pleuronectiformes, Soleidae. The record is from RefSeq and is a predicted model, not a curated record.